Aspergillus sclerotioniger CBS 115572 is the source of this 1848-nucleotide messenger RNA. RefSeq names its product alpha/beta-hydrolase. The record is from RefSeq and is a predicted model, not a curated record. Bases 86 to 1714 code for a protein of 542 amino acids. Lineage: Eukaryota; Fungi; Ascomycota; Eurotiomycetes; Eurotiales; Aspergillaceae. The transcript has 3 exons.
UGAGAGCCCACUCCGGGAUAUUGCGUCAGGAGGGGUUUGGCAAUAGUACUAGCCAUCAAUUCCUCAUUCAAGCACAAUAUCCACCAUGGGAAACCACAUCUCCUACGAAACAUCCGAAUGCCAAGUGGACUUGCCCGGAGCGGCGGGUCGCAUCAGAGGCCUGCAGAAUGGUACCCAAUCAAGACGAUUUGCCGGUAUUCCAUACGCACAAGCCCCUGUUGGCAAUUUAAGGUGGCGCAAACCUCAACCCUACUCCCUCCACCAGCUCGCAGCCGCCCAACCGGAAGCGACGUACGAUGCGACGCGGUUCGGCCCGGUUUGCCCCCAGGCAGACUACUCCAAGGCUGUCGGCGCGCAUGGCCCAAGGCACACAUACGAGGAGGACUGCUUGCGUCUCAACAUCUGGACGCCGGUUCCCGACCCCGAGGUGCGCCAUACUAACUGGCCAGUUGUCGUCUGGUUCCACGGCGGGUGGUUCCAAAUUGGCGACCCCAGCCAAGAGCCGGGCAUGGACCCGACCGAGCUUAUUUCCACCGGAAAGCUAGAUGCAAUCUUCGUCACGGUGGGCUACCGCCUGAACGUCUUCGGCUUCCUGGCAGGGGAGGCAUUGCGAGAGGAAUCGGGGGGUAAGGAAGUCGGCAACUAUGGUCUCUGGGACCAGAGACAAGCCAUCGAAUGGGUGUAUCACAACAUUGCUACAUUCGGGGGUGAUCCUGACAAUAUUGUCCUCGCUGGACGUAGCGCAGGCGCAUACGCGGUCCAGGCCCAAGCUUUGUAUGAUUUCCGGGGGCAGAUGGAUGAGGCGAUGCGAAAUAAGUUCCGGAGACUGGUUAUGUACUCCAAUGCUAUUCCAACACAACCCAAGACUCCGGAAGACUGCCAACCACAGUUCGAUGAGUUGUGCCAGUACUUUGAUAUCCCAGCAACUCUGACGGGGUCCCAGAAGCUGGAGCAGCUGCGAGCCAUCGGUGCAAAGGACUUGUGUGACGCCAUCAUGAAACUCCAACACCACACCUUUCGGCCCGUCACCGAUGGCGUCUUUAUCCACCCUGGUAUCUUCGAUUACUACCGCGACGGACAUUUUGCAGAGGAGUUCAAAAAACGGGGCCUGCGGUUGUUCAUUGGAGAAGUGCGCGACGAAAACACGCUUUAUGCCGUCACCAAUAGCCCCGAGGCCAAUCUGGAGUCGCUGAAACUGCAGGUGUCGAAUUACUAUUCCCCAGCCACAACCGACCGUCUAUUGCGGCAUUAUGCGCUCCCGGAUUCGCACGAUAAACACGAGUGGCAGUCGGUGUUUGGGCAGAUCAUCGCAGAUGGCCAGGUCCGAGCGCCCUCGAGAUUUCUGGUCAACAACCUUCUGGAGCACGGCGUGAAAAUUGAGGAUGUCUGGCGGUACCUGAUCGCCUAUCGGCUGUCCUUUAUCACCGAUGCCGUGGCUCCCGCGUCCUUUGGGGUGAGCCAUGCCAUGGACCGACCGAUCUGGAACUACUCGAUCAUGCACGGACCAAGUCCUGCGGAUCGGGCCUUGAUGGACGACUGGAUCCGGGAUCUGGUGGCAUUCGUAAAGGGCGAGCAGGGAUAUGCAUAUGGGACGAAAUCUGCGGACGAGUACAAAGUGAUGACAGCGGAGGGCAAGAUUGAGGUCCAGAAGGACCACCGAUGGGAGAGUCUUUUGCAACUGAUGGAUGUAUUUUCGGGACGUUUAGAGGUGUAGGCGGGUAGCCACCUUGGUAGUACUAUAUAGUAGUAGAUAGAUAAGCUGAAGAGGAGACGAUGACGAGUGGGUUGAAAAAGCAAACAUGAUUGGUUACGCGUAUCGGCGCGCUGUCAUGUGCGCGGAUCCUGUCC